Molecule: messenger RNA, 844 nt
Organism: Polyodon spathula (Mississippi paddlefish)
Lineage: Eukaryota; Metazoa; Chordata; Actinopteri; Acipenseriformes; Polyodontidae
Exons: 3
Coding region: 98-844 (248 amino acids)
Source: RefSeq, a predicted model, not a curated record
AUGACGCAUAAUUUCUACGUCGUGCGUAGAAAUCGGCAAGCGGAACAGACUGAAUGGAAGUAAGCAACGUGUUUGACUGCUAUUAAUGUGAUGCAGUAUGGCACAACCAGCAACAACCAAGGAGUCUUUGACAGUUGACAGUAUUCUGGAAAACACUGCUGUGAUAGAACAAGAUGAUUAUAAACCCUUAGCUUCUGAAACAUUUUCUGUUCAGACAUCAGAGUCUGGUAAAAUGGAGAAGCUGCAAUUUACUACAGUGAUCAAUGAGGAACUUGAUGCUGAAGUCCAUGCUGAACAUCAGCCUGGUAUUGAGGAUUUCAUAGGUGCUAAAGAAGUAAAUGUCAAUUUGCUGCCAGAAGUUACGGACAAGUUUAAUGACGCAGAUAUAACAUUUCAAAAGCCAGAAACAAAUAUUUGUGACAUAACUGGUUUGACAAGUCAAGCUAUUGACCAGAAGUCCAGUGAUGAAGAGAUGGAGGUUUCAGUGGCUGCCCAAAUGCAGUCCCUUAAUUUCAUUAACACCUCGCAGAGUCUUGAUGAAACACAGGAAGCAGCAAGCUUGCAUGUUGAGGAAGGUGGAAACAUUCCUCAGGGUCAUGCGACUGUGAAGAGUGAAAUUCAGGAGGGGAGUGCUACUGAAGGCAAUGAUGAAAGCACUCCAUCUGAAGACUCUUCAUCAGAAAGUGAUUCUGCUUCCUCGUCAUCUUCUUCCUCCUCCACAUCACCCUGUCUUGUGCUUUCUGAAGCAGAUGAUGAUGAUGAUGACUGUAUGGGACCUGGAAAAAUGAGGAAACCGCAGCCUUUAAAAACUAAAGAUGAAAUUCUACCUGAGGUAUGGUACUGA